Astrephomene gubernaculifera is the source of this 669-nucleotide messenger RNA. NCBI's taxonomy places the organism in Eukaryota, Viridiplantae, Chlorophyta, Chlorophyceae, Chlamydomonadales, Astrephomenaceae. The record is from the annotation of a GenBank genome assembly.
CUCAAAUAGUUGCCGUCACAAGAAGUGCCGAUUUUACUACGGUCUGCGGUUGACCAAGUGUUGCUAUGUCUCACUUAGCGAGCGGGCCCCGUUGCGCCACUGGGGUCUUUAGAAGAGCAAAUGUCUAGUUUAAUGACUGUGUAACCAUCUGUACCAGAAUUGCCGAGGAACGAGUGGCUUCGUAGACGAGCGCCAUGGGCGACAGUUGGCAUGGCGCCGAAUCUGCGCCGGUGCUGGACGUCACAGCCUACCGUAUCAUUAGGACAAUAGGGAAAGGAGGAUUUGCCAAAGUCUUCUCUGUAGCCUACACUUCACAGUCGGGCGGGGAGGACAUCAUGGCCUUGAAGCUGCCGAGGCCGCUGCACGCGGACAAUCCGAAGAGCAGGGACCUGCUUGAGCGACUUUUCCUGACCGAAGCGCAACUAACUGCAUCGGUGAAGCACAAGAACAUCGUCCGCUGCCAUGGCCUGCGCCGCGUCCUUCCCGGCUUCCCCGGCCUGGACCCCCUGCCCGAGCCCUCCUGGGGCAUGCUGCUGGAGUACUGCGAGGGCGGCUCCCUGAGCGACCGGCUGCUCCACGCCAUGGCUCGCGGCCGCGCCUGCGCCGCCUCCGAGCUCACGACGCUGGGCUGGCUGGCGGAUGUGGCGGAGGCGCUGACCUUCCUGCACG